Molecule: messenger RNA, 1278 nt
Organism: Argentina anserina (silverweed cinquefoil)
Lineage: Eukaryota; Viridiplantae; Streptophyta; Magnoliopsida; Rosales; Rosaceae
Product: beta-carotene 3-hydroxylase 1, chloroplastic-like
Exons: 7
Coding region: 110-991 (293 amino acids)
Biological process (GO): carotene metabolic process; xanthophyll biosynthetic process
Cellular component (GO): chloroplast
Molecular function (GO): beta-carotene 3-hydroxylase activity; iron ion binding
Source: RefSeq, a predicted model, not a curated record
GGUUCCUCUCUACGCACCCCAUACAAAUUAACCUCUACCUUCUUAAGAGUCUGAGAAGAAUCCAUAUUGAGCUUUUCUGAUAUCUGCUAGCUUUGAUCAGCUUGAACCCAUGGCGACCGGAGUUUCGGUCACUUCGGUCCCAGUAUGGUACUGUUUUGGCCAAAACAAUCUACUUGCUAGAAAACCCAUCAUCCAAACAAGCACCCCCUGUUUUGUAUUGGCUUCAACAAAGAAGAGACGACGCGUGAUUAUGGAAAAGAGAACAGAGCACGAAUUUACAGAGAAAAGCUUGAAACAAACAGAAAGAUCGAGUGUUGUAACUCCUAGAGUUUCAGAGAGAUUAGCAAGAAAGAGGUCGGAGAGAAAUACUUACCUUGUUGCUGCAAUCAUUUCCAGCCUGGGGGUCACUUCAGCUGCUGCCAUGGCUGUUUACUACAGAUUUUCCUGGCAAACAGAGGUUGGGGAAAUUCUUGUUCCAGAGAUGUUGGGCACAUUUUUACUCUCUGUGGGCUCUGCUGUGGGAAUGGAGUUCUGGGCAAGGUGGGCACAUAGAGCUCUGUGGCAUGCUUCAUUGUGGCAAAUGCAUAAGUCUCACCAUCGACCUAGGGAUGGUGCUUUCGAGCUUAACGAUGUGUUUGCUAUAGUCAAUGCUGGUCCUGCUAUUGCUCUCCUCUCUUAUGGUUUCUUCAACCAGGGUCUUUUUCCCGGACUAUGUUUUGGUGCUGGGCUAGGGAUCACAGUAUUUGGGAUAGCAUACAUGUUUGUGCACGACGGCCUCGUCCACCGUCGAUUCCCGGUCGGACCGAUCGCGGAUGUGCCCUAUUUACGAAAAGUUGCUGCCGCUCACCAGCUUCAUCAUACGUACAUAUUGAAUGGAGUGCCGUAUGGCUUAUUCUUGGGACCUAAGGAAAUAGAAGAGGUUGGAGGCAUGGAGGAAUUGGAAAAAGUGAUCAAGCAGAGAAGCACUAAAAUUACUAAAGCCAAGAGUUGACAUCAUUUGAAGCGAUUGCUUCAUUUUUUGAAACUCUUUACACAACAAAUUAAGCAAGGAAGAUUCAAACUCAGUGACUUCUCCAACUGCAACACUAGUCGUGCAAGCAAAGUUCUUAAUUUCCAAGGCCUUGAGCUUCUAUAAUUGGAAAGCACUUGCCAGACAUAUUAAGCAACAGCUCAAGAAGACUGAAUGUGACCUUGUAAUAUAUCAUUCCGAAUCUCUAGCUAGCAGCUCCGCCCCUCAAAUUAUACUUUGCAUAGCAGAAAUUUUCUAAAUAAACUUGU